AUGCUGAAGAAGAGCUCUGGGCUGCGGCUUGACGACGGAGAGUGUCUCCUGGAUGUGCGCUGCGUGGACGGGGAGCAGGCGGCAGACGGCAGCUACGGCAGCCUACAGAACGCAGCCUACAUCCCCCGUCGAUACUUUUCAGCCUCGGCCAAUAAUGAGGUCUCAGAGGAUGAUGCUGAUGAGGAGGAGGAGGAGGAGGAGGAAGAACCCAUCCGUGUUCCUAGCGAUAGGAAGAUUCCCCAGCAGCCACCACUAAGCCCGGGAAAUUACUUCAAGGAUGGACGCACCAAAAUAGACUUUGUGCUAGUGUGGGAGGUCCGUCAUCGGAAGAAGCGGCGUUCCAAGCGCAAGGCCGACGGCGAGGAGCCGGCGCCCAGUCAGAAGACCACCAGCUCGCAGCAACGCAAGGAACUGUUGGCCCAGUGGAGGGAGAGAUUCGUCCAGAAUCUGCAGACUGCAGGCUUGCUCCUGGAGAAGGAGGAAACAGCCAACGAGAAGAAAACAAUUAAUUUCCUGAAGCUGAGCGCGCCCUGGGAGGUGCUGGUCCACCACGCGGAGGAGAUGUGCAUCAGAGCGCCACUGCAGGUGCAACCGAGCCCAGACUUUAACACGUCCGCUCGGAUAAUGAAGAGGCUGUGCAUACCUAAUGUGUUUGCAGAGUACGUGCCAAGACGCCCGCUAGACUACUACACGUGUAACUUCCGCAAGUCGAAAAUGGACAGGUUCCUCGGCUGUAACAACCAUGAAACAUAUUUCUCAAGCACACAGAGGCACCGCAUUGUGUAUGAGAUCCUGGCGAAGACAGCCUAUGGCAAGAGGAGGAGGGCGGAGGUGGGCGUGGCCAGGCUACUGACCGAAGGGGCGUACUCUGCUGCCUUCCCCCUGCAUGAGGGCAAAUACCAGCUCCCUACAUCGGAGGUUAGUCCCGAUGAGCUGAACAAAAGGCAGGUUCUGUUCCAGUAUUGGGCUCGAUGGUCCAAAUGGUACAAAUAUCAGCCUCUGGACCACAUCCGGGAGUACUUUGGAGAAAAGAUCGCCAUCUACUUUGCUUGGCUGGGGUUCUACACAGCCUGGCUCCUGCCAGCUGCCCUGGUGGGACUGCUUGUCUUUCUGUCAGGAGUUCUGUCCCUGGCCAGCAAUGAGCCAGCGCAGGAGAUCUGCACCAGUGGAGCCAGCUACCUCAUGUGUCCUCUCUGCAACACCUGCAAGGCCUGGAACAUGUCCGACAUCUGCCCCAUGGCCAAGUUGGGCUACCUGUUUGACCAUCCAGGCACAGUGUUCUUCAGUGUGUUCAUGUCCUUCUGGGCUGUCACCUUCUUGGAGUUCUGGAAACGCAAGAUGGCCACCCUGGCCCACCACUGGGACUGCAUGGACUUCCACGAAGAAGAGGAACGCCCUCGCCCAGAGUUCGUCGCCAUGGCGCCCGCCCGGGAGUACAACCCGGUGACGGGGGUGAAGGAACCGUACUUCCCCAAGAAAGACCGUCUGACCCGCAUGUUCACCGCGUCCAUGGUCAUCAUCAUCAUGCUGUGUGUGGUGGUGAUAUUCCUGGUGACCGUCAUCAUGUACCGCGGCAUCAUCAGCGUGAUGAUGUUCCACACGGGGAACCCCGUACUGCGCACUCAGGCCGGGAACAUCGCCACCAUCUCGGGCAGUCUGGUGAACCUGGGGCUCAUCCUGCUCAUGGGUCAGGUGUACACCGCGCUCGCAGAGCAGCUCACCAAAUGGGAGAUGCACCGGACACAAACCGAGUAUGAGGACGCUUUCACCUUCAAGGUGUUUGUCUUCCAGUUUGUCAACUUCUACUCUUCUCCGUUCUACGUCGCCUUCUUCAAAGGGAGAUAUGUAGGUUACCCUAGCAACUACGGAACCUUGUUGGGAAUGAGAAAUGAAGACUGUGGCCCCGGGGGCUGCCUUAUAGAGUUAGCUGAACAACUCUUCAUCAUCAUGGUGGGAAAGCAACUCAUUGGGAACGUUCAGGAGUUUGUCAUCCCUAAGGUGAAGUCCUGGCAGCAGAAACGCUCCCUGGAUAAAGUGAGGGGGGGCUGUGAUCUUCAUCGCUGGGAGGAAGACUACCGUUUGGUGGAAGAGGAAGGCCUGUUCGAUGAGUACCUGGAGAUGGUGCUGCAGUUUGGCUUCAUCACCAUCUUCGUGGCGGCCUUCCCCCUGGCGCCCCUCUUCGCUCUGCUCAACAACUGGGCCGAGGUCCGCCUGGACGCCCACAAGUUUGUGUGUGAGUACCGCCGGCCGGUGGCCCAGCGUGCGCAGAACAUCGGCGCCUGGUUCAACAUCCUGGAGGCCCUGUCGCACCUCUCCGUCAUCGCCAACGCAUUCCUGAUUGCCUUCACGUCAGACUUCUUAUCUCGCCUGCUGUAUCAGUACAAGUUUGAAAAGGAGGAUCUCAGUGGCUUCGUGAACUUCACCCUGGCCUACGCCCCGCUCAACUACACCCAGUACCCAAUGUGCAGAUAUAAGGCCUUCAGAGACGACAAUGGGAACUACACAUUGGUCUACUGGGAGCUCCUCGCAGUCAGAUUCAGUUUCAUCAUUGCUUUUGAGCAUGUAGUGUUCUUUGUGUUGCGGGCGAUCGACUGGAUCGUCCCGGACGUCCCUGAGUCCCUGCUGGUGCAGAUCAAGAGGGAGCGCUACCUGGCCAAGCAGGCCUUAGCCGAGCACCAGGACAUCCUGCUGGGAGCGGGGGUCCGGAAGACCUCCCCUCACCACCCCCACACCAGCUCCUCCAGCCCCCAGCCCAGCAGGAGACGGACGCGGCCCUCACAGGACACCCCACACCGCAAGGCGUCCCCUGGCUCUGUGGGCUAACCCUGCACUGGGAGGAGUGGGGAGGAGGUAGGGCAUCGCUGGCCUGGAGGGGCAGAGAGCCAUCUGCCAACCUGCCUGCCUACCCUAAAGUGCUGUCUCCUUUGUAAGGUCCUUGAAUCUGUCUCAAUCGAUAGGUCUUUAAAUUCUGUCUUUAUCGAUUGGUCCUUCAAUUAUGUGUCCAAAGAUAGGUCCUUGAAAUCUGUCUCUGAAGAUAGGUCCUUGCAUUAUGUCUCAGAAGAUAGGUCCUUGAAAUCUGCCUCCACAGAUAGGUCCUUGAAAUCUGUCCCCACAGAUAGUUCCUUAUAUUCUGUCUCUGAAGAUAGGUCCUUGAAUUAUGUCUACACAGAUAGGUCCUUGAAUAAUGGCUCCAAAGAUAGGUCCUUGAAUUCCGUCUCCAAAGAUAAGUCCUUGAAAUCUUUCUCCACAGAUAGGUCAUUGAAUGCUGUUUCUAUCGAUAUGUCCUCGAAUGCUGUCUCAAUCCAUUGACAGAUCCUUGAAUUCUGGCUCCAUACAUAAGUCCUUGAAUCCUGUCUUAAUUGAUCAAUCUGGGAAUUACAUCUCCUUAGAUAAGUCUACGGAGGCUGUAUCCAUAGAUAGGUCCUUGAAUGUUGUCUCCAGCCUUUGAUGAGUCCUUGAAUGCUGUAUCCGUAGAUAGGUUCUUGAAUGUCGUCUGCGUAGAUAGGUCCUAUCUCGUCAUUGCUCGCCAUAACCUGCUGGCGAAGAUAACUUUAUUUUCUUGCAGGAUCUUGCAACAACGCCUAAUUUACAAUCAAAGCACAUGUUAUUGCUAGCACACUGACCGAAUACAGAUGGCUGCCUAUGGAUGAGCUUCAACACACGACAGAGGACUAAUAAAGUGUAGCGAGACUGUUUGGUGCUGUUCCCGAGUGUUCAAAAACGUUUCACAUCAACUUCACCGUUACACAGCAUUAUGCAAUGUCGAUACUUUUUGAGAGAUUUGUCAUACAUUGUUUGAAAGAGGCAAUUCUUUGUUUUUAUCUGCUAUAUAUGUGAUCUUAUAACAUCAACUGAAAUCUACAGUUUUCUUUCAUUUCCGAAAGCUUUUGUCUGAAUAAAAUCUAAUUUUGAUGA
Gadus chalcogrammus (walleye pollock) is the source of this 3915-nucleotide messenger RNA. It is a transcript of the gene ano11, whose product is annotated as anoctamin 11. Gene Ontology annotation, molecular function: chloride channel activity; protein dimerization activity. The transcript is spliced from 23 exons. Gene Ontology annotation, cellular component: plasma membrane. The record is from RefSeq and is a predicted model, not a curated record. Bases 1 to 2823 code for a protein of 940 amino acids. Gene Ontology annotation, biological process: chloride transmembrane transport. NCBI's taxonomy places the organism in Eukaryota, Metazoa, Chordata, Actinopteri, Gadiformes, Gadidae.